CUCCUUGUUAGAUGCACAUCUAUUAACUCUUUUUGAUUUUGCUGCUCUUGUUUUUUCUUGUCGUUGUGGAAGUUUUGACUAUGGAUUGGUGGAGUAUUUGAUAUUACUUAUGACUUUAAUAAGUUUAACAUCUACAUCAUGUUCGUCGUCAUGAAAGUAGAAUGCAUCACUAGGAGGUUGUUUCUAUUGGACGAGGAGUUGUGUUGUAUGAACAGAAGAUCGUUCAUGAUUGUUGAUGAUGCCUUCGUGACGACAACAACAAGAACUACACGGACAAGGUAGCAUACUCACAUCUUCAGCACGACGAACAACAGACAACAGACAUGUUCGGAAGAAGCGGAGGUCUUUCUUUAUGGUCGCUGACAGAUGCGUAUGGAGACAUCGUCGACUGCAUCGUUCGCCCUCCUCGACGUGAAUACAAGGCCCAUCAGCUUGGGCCUAGCACAUUCUUUCGCUGUGGCCGACAAUGGUGGCGACAGGAUCUCGAAUUGCGCAACCUACGUGGGCAGCGCUUGGUCUGCUCGCAUUAUCGCGAGAUCACGACACCGGAAGAGCAUGACGGUGGACAGACGAAGAGACGAGAAGACCCACAGCAUCGACAGGUUUCAGGAGAAAACACUGCAGCACCCGGCAUUGAGUUUGCCGCAAGCUCGUCCGCAAUAAACGGACGAGACAACCCAACUGCCGCCACAUCUACAAACCGAGUUGUCAGCCUCGUGCAUGCUGAAGCCGAGGAGCAAGAGGAAAUGAGAAAGAUCCUUGCCGGACAAUCGUCAGACGAAGACCGCACGCAGCUGAUGCCCUCAACCUCGCGAAGCAUUGCGAAACUGGCAACGCGACAAACUUCAGCCGGGCCAACUCCUGAUGCUAUUUCUCACUCUCCUGAUGAAGGAAACAGAACGAGAAGUAGAAGAGAGUCCCUAUCUUCUGAUGCUGGUGUGGAAGAUGCAGAAGGUGAAGGAACAAGAUGCGCAAGCCCAGGUGUAAAUGGCGUUGUCUUUGCUUCAGCCUCAGUAUGGUCCCCACCCGGGGUCCCGACGCCUUCGUCCCUUUCGCCGGGUCUGCCUUCUGCUGCGCAGAGUCCUACUCAUUUGGGCAAGGAUACACGAUCCGGAAGACGGAGUGGGAAUGAAGAUAAGCAGGAACAAGACGACGACUUUUUCUAUGUUGAACAAGAGGACCACAUAUACUGUGCGCUUGACGGAGUUGUACACGAUGGUGAAGAAGUGCGGGAUUGCUUAGCUAUGACUACGUCAUCCGAAUCUGUUGCCGCGGAUGCCUCUUCAUUGUCGCCUUCUGGGAGAGGUCGGGCUGCCCCUGCAAGCAACUAUUGUUCGAAAAUCACGUCAAAAUCAGGGGAAGACGGUUUUCGAUCACCUAGAAACUACGGCCGAGGACGAGACGCACAUGCGACAAACAAACACAAAAACUACGCCAAGGCGUCACCGAGAGCUACUCCGAAAGGGCGCUCGCCAUCUACUUCAUCAAAAGGUGGAUCACGGUCUCCUCCCCCAUGCGUGAUCUAUCUACAUGGCAACAGUAGCUGUCGAUUGGAAGCAAAGGAAAUCUGGGAUUACUGUCUGCCGUUAGGUUUUUCCCUGUUUUGCUUCGACUUCGCGGGAAGUGGCAACAGUGACGGCGACCACGUCAGUCUUGGCUUUUUUGAGAAAGACGAUUUGCACACUGUCAUUCGGUAUCUUCAGGCGUGCGCACACGUUGGCCCCAUUCUCCUUUGGGGCCGCAGUAUGGGCGCGGUGACGGCGGUGAAGUACUGCUUCAAAUACGUACUCGGAGAUGGGCACAAAGAAUACAUGGAGAAGCUCGAGGAGCAGAGAGCGCAAGAUCCAGAAAAUGUUACUCAAGACGGGGACGAACACGAAGCAUCAGGAGUGGGCGGAACAGCUCUCUCAGCAAAGUCAACUGAAAGCGCCACACCAGUUCCAGUAUCAACAAAGCAAAAGCCAAGCCAAGAUAUCGAGCACUUUUUGGCUGGCCUACCAACACCAUCACCUGUACAACAUGGUUCCCCCGCGAAGAGCAGCGUCAAGAAAUUUUCACCACCUCCUAGGAGCAGUAGGACUAAGCAAAGAGAAGUACGGCAAAGACCUUCAUUGCAACCUAGCACCCCAUGUGGCCCAGACCAGGUCGAGCACUGCGCUGCGACGAUUCCGCAUUCCCCGAUUGCCGGACUAGUUUUGGACUCUCCGUUUUCGAAUUUUCGACAGUUGAUUCGCGAGCUUGUUUCGGGUGAUAGGAUAGCCGAGGCCUGCGAGGACGACGACGACACUGGAGCUUCCGUGACGACCGCCGCUAAGCGCUUUCUGGUGGCGGGUCUCAAAGUUGCGACCUCGAUAGGCAUUCUGGAGGCAGCUGUGCAGGUCGUGCGCUCUUCAGUGCGGAAUCGGGCAGGCUUUGACAUCCACGAUCUCGACAUCCUCGAAGAAGAUCUUGCUGCUGCAGAAGUUGGACAGCAAUUGCUUGCUGCAUCCUCAAGAACACCAUCAAAAUCGAGUACUAAAUCCAGUACUGCUCAAAAUAGAAGCAGGGUUGACAACAAGCACACUCCUGGGAAAACAACGGAGGGAAACGUGUCAAGUACAACUGCUUCUGAGAGUGAAGCCGAUGUUGGCACAGAGCAUGCCUCUUCGCGUGGUAGUACUAGUGCGCCGUCGUCCGAGAACGAGGAAGUUGUAGCAGCGCGAGUUCAGUACCUCCGCAGUAGUCCCAGCGCGCAAAUAAAAAAGCCUGGCGGGCGUGGAAUGCCUGUGGAGUCUAGUCUGCCGCACGAAAAUAAUCUGACAGCAGGUUCUUCUGGUUCGUCAGGAACUACAAGAUCCUCGACUGGUUCAUCUUCAACUUCCGGUGCCAUCAAGAAUGAAUACGAAAUACAGACUCUGACUUACGAGUCGGAGCUGAACAAGCUGCGUCUUCCAGUCUAUUUUCUUGCCGGAACCGAAGACACCUUUAUUCUUCCACGCCAUUCUCAGCUCCUACAUGCGUUUUGGGGUGGUAUGGACAAGCGCUUGGAGCUGAUGACUGGUGCUGAUCAUAAUUCGCAGCGGUCGGCGCUGUAUUUGAAACGCGUCCGAUCCUUUCUGGCACGAGCGGCAAGAGAGUGCCAGCGCCGUGUGAGCGCAAUGGAAUCGAUGCAACGCAAGAGUGCGCAUGUUUUUCAGCGAAUGAACUUGUGUCAGAUCUGCCAAAGUUUCCAUGAUGUUGUCCGGAACAAUCACGCUGCAAUGUUCGCGGCAACCACAAACACCUCGUCUAGAAGUGCUGCAAGUAGUAUUUGCUCUUCGAAUGUUGAAGCUGCAGGAGGAUCAACAGUUACAACAGCACGUGCCGACGUCGCAACUUCUUGGCUAAAAAGGAUGGCAAAAUCAUCAUCCACGACAGCUCUCAAUAAUGCCAAUAAUACGGGAAGUUUAGGCUUCAGGCAACAGCAGCUUGCUUCUCCGUCUGCGUCUUCAGGUACAGGUGCAGUUUUUAUUACGCCCGGCCCACAGUCUGGUAGCCCUUCUAAGCAAGGAAACCAGUGGAACAAGGCAAAUGUGGAGUCGAUAAGAAGUUGUCAGCAGGUAUUGCAUCGGAACCUAGUAACAGGAGCAUCCGUAAUUGAGCAUUCUCGGUGUCAACUGGAGACGGAAGGAUAUCUUCAGACGCGUCAGCAUCCCUCAUCCCCGCAGGUGCCGAUGAUGAGCGUCGCAAGAACAUCAGCGCCUCGAAUCCAUAUUGGCGGCACAGCAACAGCGGCAACGAGCUCUGCACUAGCCGCACCAGGAGGAACUUGCCCAUUGUCGAGCACAAUACGAGAUUCCCGUGUAACUCCAUCAUCGUCUUCUUCUAUAGGAGCACAAACAAGAAAGCAGCCGCCAAAAGCAAAUCGAUCUGAAAAUGGCGGAGAGUCUGCAUCGCAAACCUGCUCUCCUUUUGGUAAACGUAGCGCUGGCUCACCCCCCAGCACACCAAAGUUGGGUGUGCGAGGACGAGUUUUCCACACUCCGCAGUCAAAUACGCCAUUGUUGAAGCUCCUUCCUUAUCCUUCUUCACACAACAAUGGAACGAAAGUGCCGCAAAUCACUGCACUCGGUCUUGCACCUACCUCGACUUCAAGUUCAACAUCAGGCAGAAAUAAGGAUGUCUUAGAACAAGAAGAUCACAUCAAGGAAGAGGUAUCCCUCGAAGACCAAUAUGCACCUGGCCCGCAUCUUCAAGAUGAAAGAACCUUACCGCAUCCGCAGCGCGCUUUGGUGGAGCCACGACCGUGUGAUUUCUCACCAUCAGUAGAGGCCGAUGGAGAUGAACAUGAAUGUGCAAGAAGUGAUCGUAAUAUGGAGAGAACAACAAGUUCAAAUGCUGGUGCUUUGAGCAAAGUUUCCUACUUCUACUAUCAAGCAUCGCGUGGCAGCAAGCCAAGCCACGCAGUUUCUUCGCCGGAUGACACCCGCAUUCGGCAGUGUCAUACCACGCCCCCAAGACGAGGAAGCCAACACGACGAGUUCUUCACCGAGGAGGAUGCUGCUCAGAGUCAGAAGCAAAGAGGGCAGCUCACGAAAAGAGAUCCGGCGUCUCCCCAUACUUACUCUGCACAUGAUUUGGGCACUUGCAUUUCUGACGGGAUGUUGAACGAUAAAGAUAAAACAACUUUUUCUGCAUCCGUACAUCAAAUAGCCGACAGAUCGGAAGACCACACAAUCACAAGAAGCAAAGUGCCCCCUUCGAAGCCUGAUCCGGCGUUGCAGUUCAAGCCGCCGCUGCUAGUGCAUGCAAGCUCUAGCGUGGCUCGAAUCGGGCCAACGUUAGGUGCGGUGCCCGGCGCAGGCGUGCGACCACUCUUGCCAGUGCUGGGGAGGAAUGCUAGUGCUCUGCUGAAGCCUCAAGCAGCUCUCGAGUCUCCGAGUGCCUUGUUCGCAAAACAGCCAUUGAAAGCUCAAGUUGCGAGGCCUUUCUCGGUAACGACGCAGGGAGGUCAAAAUAAAAAUGCUGUCGAUGAUGUUACGCCCAGCGCCUCCUCCUCGUAGUUAUGGUCGGCAUAUUUUUUUACGAUUAAAGAGAGACCACCAGCCACCCCCAGUAGAAAUCAAUGAGAAACGGUGUAAAAAAGAUGAAUCUAUGAAUAUCUCUGGCUUUGCGGUGGUGGAGUAAAAGAAGGUAGUUCUAAGUCUAUCACUAAGAGUAAGAAUACGAUGUAUCGCAAUUUUUAUUUGCAAACAUGAUCAUUGAUUAGUUUCUCGUCCACUUUUUGCAUUGUCAUAUCAUUAAUUUGUUUAAUCACUCAGGAGCUCUUUUCAUUUCAAUUUCCCGAUGAAUUGCCACAGCAUGAUCACGGUGGAAAUAGAAUGCAGGACCAUGAAUACGAAUAGCAUGAACGCAUUGUCACUAUCCAGAGCGGGAGGACGCACUAAGAACAGUAUUAUUAAUGUUGCAAACAAGAACAUUAAUAUAUAAUAAAUAUGCAGAACAGAUAGUAGAGCCAGUGCAGAACUGUCAGGUUGAAACCUGAAAGGAUACAUAAUCAUAAUCUUUUCGAAAAGUAUGACUCACUUUGUUAAAACGUGAUGUAUAGGAUGAUGUGUUUGGAUAGGACUUUUCUUGCUUGAUUUGUUGGCUACAUCUUUGGGUAAGUAUAUCUCUACUCGCAUUUCCAUGUAACGAAAAAGUCUUCAAAAAAAUGUGUAGAAACUCGUUAACGAUUGCAUAUUCGUUAGUCUUGUACCGCUUGGUCUACAACAUUAUAUAAUUUAAAGAUAUUGAAUAACUGUUAUUCGGGGUCGAAAAAUAGGGAGCAUGUUCGGAAGGAAUCAACUAGGCACGCAGCUAAAUAUUCGCGUUUGCGCAUGAAUGUGCAUCUGACUCUUCU
Amoebophrya sp. A25 is the source of this 5860-nucleotide messenger RNA. NCBI's taxonomy places the organism in Eukaryota, Dinophyceae, Syndiniales, Amoebophryaceae. The record is from the annotation of a GenBank genome assembly.